CCAUGGUAGCAGCUGUUGUUAAACACUGUUGAACAGUAGCUAACUUUUGCUAUUGUAGCUAGUACGCGUUACUUUCACGUGUUUUUGAAAAUACUUUAAUUUAAUAGUAAUUUCCACAAUUUCCUCUGUUUUUCGCGAUCAGGGCAUCCAUGUCAAAGUAUAAGGCAUAUGGAUACAAAGGCUCCUGUGAAGAGCGGGAAGGAAGAAGCUGUGUGCGCUACAAAUGUGGCCUGCCUUGUAACACCAUACAAGAUGUCUUGCACCAAAGACCAAACUGGAUUGAGGUUAAAGAUGAUGGUGAGUGGGACUUCAACUGGUGUGAUGUGGGAUGGCUGAGGGAAAAUUUUGAUCAUACAUACAUGGAGGAGCACGUAAGGAUAAACCACUUUCGCAACCAUUAUGAGCUGACUCGGAAAAAUCUCAUGGUGAAAAACCUCAAGAGAUACCAGAAACAGCUUGAAAGGAAGGUUGGUCGCAUAGAAGCAUCCAACUGUGAUUUUUUCCCUUGCACUUUUGCACUGCCCAGCGAGUAUCAUCUCUUUGUAGAGGAAUUCAAUCGAAGCCCUGGCAGCACCUGGAUCAUGAAGCCGGUUGGAAAAUCUCAAGGCAAAGGCAUUUUUCUGUUCAGAAAACUGAAAGACAUCAUAGAGUGGAAGAAGGAUGGUUCCCGCUCAGAGGAACAAAAGGACGGAGUUCAAGUGAAAAGCUAUGUGGCACAGCGCUAUAUAGAGAACCCUUAUUUAAUCAAUGGCAGAAAGUUUGAUCUGAGGGUCUAUGUGCUGGUCACAUCAUAUGUGCCCCUGAAAGCCUGGCUGUAUCGAGACGGCUUUGCCCGCUUCUCAGGCACUCGCUUUUCCCUCAGCAGUAUUGAUGACAAGUAUAUGCAUCUCACCAAUGUGUCUGUUCAAAAAACAGCACCUGACUAUGAUCACGAGAAGGGAUGCAAGUGGCAGAUGCAACAGCUUCGAAGAUACCUGACCGCAAAACACGGCAGAGAGGUGGUCGAAACCCUAUUUAAAGAGAUGGACAACAUCUUUGUCCGCAGUCUGCAGAGUGUACAAAAGGUCAUUAUUAAUGACAAACACUGCUUUGAGCUCUAUGGUUAUGACAUACUACUGGAUCAGAACCUCAAACCGUGGUUAAUUGAGGUGAAUGCCUCUCCAUCACACAUGCCCAGCUGUCAGGAGGAUUACGAGAUGAAAUGCAGACUGCUGGAAGACACUUUGAAUGUUGUGGAUAUGGAGGGAAGGCUCACUGGGAAGGAGAAGAGAGUGGGUGGCUACGAUCUCAUGUGGAAUGAUGGUCCUGUCUACAGAGAGGAUGCCAACCUACAAACAUAUGGCAGCUCAGGUUUCACAGCUAACACACAUCUAGGGUGUGUGAACGACAGAGAGAAACAGCUUCGCCAGCUUCUAAAACCAUUUCCAUGCCAAAGGAAGGCAUAAUCAGAUUGAGAUUUUCUACUACAAUGCUGCUACUCCAGUACUUAGUGUUAAAGAUCCAGUGAUCAGGGUGGCAUUGAGGGGUCUAUCAAGCAGUCAGCUAUGGGGAAAAACAUAUCUAAUCCUUUAUACAGAGUUAUCUGUGCAAAUCUGAUACUUAAAAUCUACUACAAACCUUGUAAUUACCCUACAUUAUAUUCAACAAGAAAUACACUAGUGCAGAGAGUUUUGCUUAUGAAUCCAACAAUCAAUGUGCUUGAAU
This is a messenger RNA of Oreochromis aureus, 1704 nucleotides long. RefSeq names its product tubulin tyrosine ligase-like family, member 9 (gene ttll9). Gene Ontology annotation, cellular component: cilium. The coding region runs from base 150 to 1445 and encodes 431 amino acids. Gene Ontology annotation, biological process: microtubule cytoskeleton organization; protein polyglutamylation. The record is from RefSeq and is a predicted model, not a curated record. The transcript is spliced from 14 exons. NCBI's taxonomy places the organism in Eukaryota, Metazoa, Chordata, Actinopteri, Cichliformes, Cichlidae. Gene Ontology annotation, molecular function: tubulin binding; tubulin-glutamic acid ligase activity.